This is a messenger RNA of Folsomia candida, 1966 nucleotides long. It is a transcript of the gene MICU3, whose product is annotated as calcium uptake protein 3, mitochondrial. The transcript has 11 exons. Gene Ontology annotation, molecular function: calcium ion binding. Gene Ontology annotation, biological process: mitochondrial calcium ion homeostasis; calcium import into the mitochondrion. The record is from RefSeq and is a predicted model, not a curated record. Gene Ontology annotation, cellular component: uniplex complex. Bases 182 to 1687 code for a protein of 501 amino acids. Lineage: Eukaryota; Metazoa; Arthropoda; Collembola; Entomobryomorpha; Isotomidae.
UGACAGAGCGAUAGAGUAGUGUGGGUAUGCUGCUGGUGGAGUGAAAGCAUAACAUCAACACAAGAACACAUCUGUAUAUUUGUGCAGUAAUCUUGCUUUGAGCACCACAGUGUUCACCCAAUUUUGACCUCAGAAUAACAACAAAUUCACCAUCGGCAACGAGAUGAGAAUUCAUUGAGAAAUGAGCUUAUCGAGAAGAUAUCUGCGGGUCGUGUUGCAAGGGUGGCGUGGGGGUGGGGGUCAGCAGAGGAGGGAUUUUUCCUGGCAACCUCGGGCGUGGUCGAAAUGGCAGCCGUCUUGGAUCGGGGCGGUGGUCACGUCUGCCUCCGUCGUCUACCUUGGAUAUCAACUUUUCCACCCGAACCGAUAUGUGUAUGCGCUCAAGUCCCGGACUAAGAAGGAUGAUGAAGUAAAGUCAAUAAAGCUGACAUCGAGGGAGAGACGAUUCCUUAGAUUUGCCUCGGUCGAGUUUGACGGACAACUUUACAUGACACCACAGGAUUUUCUAGAGUCUGUUGUGGAGGCUGAGCCGAGACCUCGUCUAAAACGCAAGGCCUUAACUAAAGAGGAUUUGAAAAACAUAAAGGAACAUACGCCUGCAUUGCAAAAGGGGUCACCACAACUGUGGAGAAAUUUAAGAGAUAAAGGAGUUAUUUCGUACACGGAAUACUUAUUCCUUCUAUCAAUACUCACAAAACCUCAGACAGGAUUCAGAAUUGCUUUCAACAUGUUCGAUACUGACGGAAAUGAAAAAGUGGACAAAACUGAAUUCCUCGUUCUGUUGUAUCUGAUCCCUCUGCACUCGUACAAGAGUGAGUCGAUGAUUCAAAGUCUUCAUGGGUUUGUACGUACUAUGUACUUACCUUCGAAUCUUACCGAGAGUGAUAAUGACCAACUAACCCUUCCUUCUCCGUCUCCAAAGUUGGAGAAAAUAUUCAGUAUGGCCUGGAAAGACAAACGCGGCCUACUUAAUCCGGAAGAAGAAAAAACCGGUGAUGAAGCCGAGGAACAAGAAAACACAGCAAGUGCUAAAGCUACGGAGGCCUUGAUAAGCGAAAUGCUGGUUGAUGAUGAUCGUGGAUUGCAGCGUCGACAUAUGGUUGAUACAACGCUCCUGGUUCACUUUUUUGGUCCUAAAGGGAAUCGAGAAAUUAAAUACGAAGAUUUCCGCAAAUUUAUGGAAGAUUUACAAACAGAAGUUCAGGAACUCGAGUUUCACGAAUUUUCCAAAGGACUUGAUUUCAUUUCACAAGUAGACUUUGCCAAAAUUCUUCUCAGAUAUACAUACCUUCAAUCGGAAGAAUACGAGCUGUACUUGGACAGACUUGUGGACAGGAUAAAACUAGAACAAGGAAUCACAUUUGAAGAAUUUAGGGCCUUUUGCCAAUUUCUUAAUAAUUUGGAUGACUUCAACGUAGCCAUGAAAAUGUACACAUUGGCGGACAGGCCAAUAUCUCAAGACGAGUUUCGACGAGCUGUGAGAAUUUGUACAGGAACAGACCUAAGUCCUCAUGUUGUGGAAACCGUAUUCCAAAUUUUUGAUGAGGAUGACGAUGGUCACCUCAGUCACCGAGAGUUCAUCGGAGUCAUGAAAGAUAGGCUUCACCGAGGUUUUAAGCUCUACACCAAAAACGAAGGCUGGGAAGCUUUCAAACAAUGCAUUCGCCAAGAAAUGAAGACACAAUAAGACAAUUUUCAAUUCAAUGGCCAUCAACUUAUUACUUUAACGUGGUGCUCGUACUCUGUAAAUGUACUUUGUCAAUCGCUUUACUUGUAAUAAGCAAUAUAUUAAACAUUAUAGCAACCAGUAUUUAACGUGUUCGGUUUGUUGGAAAGUUAAGUGUUUACUAGUUUAAACUGCGUGUGAUAUUGAAGUUAAAACAGUCCAACUUUGCAAAGAAGUGCAAAAUUAUGAUAUGAAAACCAGUCUCAAAUUUUAUUUAAUAAAGCAAUAUUAAAAUAAUUA